Messenger RNA from Peromyscus maniculatus bairdii (prairie deer mouse), 2027 nucleotides. The record is from RefSeq and is a predicted model, not a curated record. NCBI's taxonomy places the organism in Eukaryota, Metazoa, Chordata, Mammalia, Rodentia, Cricetidae.
CCUGGAGCUAGACCCGGGGAGAAGGAGGCCUCAGGUGACCGGGCAUCUCUCGGUGAUGGGGACGCGUCAGGCCAGGGUCACACGCACGGACACACACGCACGCACACACACGCACACACGCUCCCUUCCAGCGAAAGGUGCCUCCCCCUGGAGUACUCCAGACCCUCCGCGGGUCUGCCAGCCUAACCCGAGAACCCGUGCACCGGCCCCCGGGCCGCCGAGCGUUAGCCGCAGUCACCCAGGUAACCACCUCCGCCGCUGGACCAACCGACAACGGCCCGCAGCGCUCUCUCUGCGCACGCGCGAACCAGAGGCUCCGCCUCCUCUCCUCGUCCCGUCCCCGCCCCCCCCGCAGUACGCGUUUCUCGUCGGAUAUUUGGCUCUCGAGACGCUCCGUAGCUCCGGAGGGUGUCGCCCAUCCCCGGUGACGAACCAGGGAGCUGGGAGCGCGAUUGGCUCGAACCCACGUCUCCGGAGCUCAGGGAGCCUCGUUGCGCGAAGGCUGAAGGGAGGAGUGUGGCCGGCGGCCGCGCACCGGGGCGGCCGGCAUGCCUCGGUAUGCGCAGCUAGUCAUGGGCCCCGCGGGCAGCGGGAAGGUGAGGCUGGAGGAGCUGCGGUUCGGGGGCGAUGGGGCCCCGGGGAGCCCUGGAGCACCUACUGCUCCACCAUGGUGCAGCACUGUGAAGCCCUCAACCGCUCUGUGCAGGUGGUCAACCUGGAUCCCGCAGCAGAGCACUUCAGCUACCCGGUGAUGGCUGACAUCCGGGAACUGAUCGAGGUGGAUGACGUGAUGGAGGACGAUUCUCUGCGGUUUGGUCCCAACGGAGGAUUGGUGUUCUGCAUGGAGUACUUUGCCAACAACUUUGACUGGCUGGAGAACUGUCUGGGCCACGUUGAGGAUGACUACAUCCUUUUUGACUGUCCAGGUCAGAUCGAGCUGUACACACACCUGCCUGUGAUGAAGCAGCUGGUCCAGCAGCUUGAGCAGUGGGAGUUCCGGGUGUGCGGAGUGUUCCUGGUGGAUUCUCAGUUCAUGGUGGAGUCUUUCAAGUUUAUUUCUGGCAUCCUGGCAGCUCUAAGUGCCAUGAUUUCUCUAGAGAUCCCACAAGUUAACAUCAUGACGAAGAUGGACCUGCUCAGUAAGAAAGCCAAGAAAGAAAUUGAGAAGUUUCUAGAUCCAGACAUGUACUCUCUGCUAGAAGAUUCAACAGGUGACUUAAGAAGCCAAAAAUUCAAGAAGCUGACACAAGCUGUGUGUGGCCUGAUCGAUGACUACAGCAUGGUUCGGUUCCUGCCGUAUGAUCAGUCGGAUGAGGAGAGCAUGAACAUUGUGCUCCAGCACAUCGAUUUUGCCAUUCAGUAUGGGGAGGACUUGGAGUUUAAAGAGCCAAAGGAACAGGAAGAAGAGUCUUCCUCCAUGUUUGAUGAAUAUUUUCAAGAACGGCAGAAUGAGUGAGGUUGACUACACGGUGACCAUCUAUCUGAUUGUGGCCACUCAGAACACUCUUCUGGAGGAGGUGACCAUGGGAAGACGCUGCUUGUUUUAAUGUAAACAACACUGGGCUCCCCCUGGAGUGAGCCAGAUUGUGCGCUGAGCUCUGGGACUGCUGCUUUCAGAGAUUUUAUUCUGACAGCGUCAUUUUGGAUUUAAAAAUAUCAAAGUAGCAAUUCAUACACAAAGACUUGUAUAUAAUAUAAAUCAAUCUACCCCCACAUAUCUCUCCCGCACGUGCGUGCGUGCGUGCGUGCGUGCGUGCGUGCGUGCGUGCGUGCGUGCGUGCGUGCGUAUGUGUGUACAAUUAGGGCCAGUCUAACUUUAUUUUUAUGGUUGGUUUUUUUUGUUUGUUUGUUUGUUUUUUGAGGUGUUUUCUUUGGAUUGAUUUGUUUGUUUUUGGAGAGGUAUAAUUAUUGUAACAAAAAACAUAUCUCCAUUCAAAUGAAAAAAAUCAGAAGGCUAUACAUAAAUCUUAUUUUCCCAAACCAAACAUGUAUUAUUUAUAUAAUUAAAAAUUAAAACCAUGUUUUGA